This is a messenger RNA of Carassius carassius (crucian carp), 1565 nucleotides long. Its product is annotated as complement decay-accelerating factor-like. NCBI's taxonomy places the organism in Eukaryota, Metazoa, Chordata, Actinopteri, Cypriniformes, Cyprinidae. The record is from RefSeq and is a predicted model, not a curated record. Bases 234 to 1313 code for a protein of 359 amino acids. The transcript has 13 exons.
UCGAACAUUACGGUCUAGUGCACGACGGACUAUGAUGCGCCUUUUCCUUUUAAUUUUCCAGUUUUUUUUCCAUCCGCAGAGGGAAAGUGACCAAUGACGCUAACAUGGGGAAUAUUCUUGUCCGUGUAGUGCUUUGUCGUUAUUUCAUCCUCUAGCGUUCCGCCCGUUAAGUGUUUUUCCGCCGGUGAUUGUGAACUCACGACAAGUGUUUGCUGCUGAAAAACAAAAUAACAAUGACAAGUGUGAAGGUGUUGCCACUGCUUCUACUAGCGCUUUCACUGGUCUCAGCUGGAGCAGCAGACUGUUCGUUUCCUGUUUUUAAUGGCAAAAUUGUCUUAUCAUCGGAAUCCUUACUGAAGAAUAGCUUCCCAGACAAUUCAGAAGCGUUAGUGGAAUGUGCUAAAGGAUAUGAGAGAGAGGAGGGUUUGACUUCCAUCAUCUGCCUGAAUGGGAUGUGGAGUCAAGUGAAAUUAAUCUGCAAAAAAAUAGACUGCGGAGAACCUAAACCUUCACUGCAUAUGAGUUAUGACACCUCAGAAGGAACAUUGUUUGGUGCCUACAUAAAAACCAUAUGUGAGAAGGGAUAUGAUCUGGAAGGAUCAAGCUACAGGCAAUGUCUUGUUUCUGGCUGGAGUGGAAAGGCUGAAUGUAUAUUGACAACAUGCGAAGUGCCAGAUGCAAUUGAACAUGGCAAGAUGAUUGUGCCCAGAGUCAUACCGGAGUUUAAUGAUGUCAUUACAUUUUCCUGCGAUGAUAACUACAUCCUUGUUGGAAACAGCACCAUUACAUGUGGUGAAUACGGGGAUUAUAGUUCACCACCUCCUACAUGCAUAGCCAUCACAACACCAAUAGAAGAAAGCACUACCACAGACAAAGCCACAACAACAGACAUGACUACAGCCUCCACCCGCUCACAUGUCAUAACAACACAAACAGAAGCAAGCACUACCACAGACAAAGCCACAACAACAGACAUGACUACAGCCUCCACCCGCUCACAUGUCAUUACAACACCAACAGAAGCAAGCACUACCACAGACAAAGCUACAACAACAGACAUGACUACAGCCUCCACCCGCUCACAUGAGGGACUAAUAGAAGGGCACACCACUGACUUCAACAAUGAUCUUGUGGGUUUUGUAGCUCCCUUGACGAUGAAAGCUUCCUUAGCUACCACGCUGAUUAUAACUGUCUUGCUGAUUAUAGCGUUGUGUGUUUUUUUGGUAUAUCGUCAAUUAAAAUAUAAAGGUUCAUACAAUACUGGUGAAGAUCUGCCGACAAAAGAAGAGUUAUUGCUAUAUCAAAGUGUUUAAACACAAGGGCAAACAAUCGGACGGCUCCUUUGCUUUAGCAUUAUUGCUGCACACGGAUUCAUUGGAAGUUUAACAUUUUGGACUUUGUUCUAUUUUAUAAAUUAGAUAUUGUAUUUAUUUAUAACUGCUACAAAAUGUUUUGCUUUUUAGAAAUAUAUUAUCUUUGAUUAAAACACAAGGUCAUAUUUUUGUAUAUUUUAAUAAAGUUUUUAUUUAAUUUUAUUCAAUAAAAUAAUAUUUUAUUUUAUUUUA